Messenger RNA from Helianthus annuus (common sunflower), 957 nucleotides. RefSeq lists its product as uncharacterized. The transcript has a single exon. The record is from RefSeq and is a predicted model, not a curated record. NCBI's taxonomy places the organism in Eukaryota, Viridiplantae, Streptophyta, Magnoliopsida, Asterales, Asteraceae. Bases 1 to 957 code for a protein of 318 amino acids.
AUGGUUCCUCUGAAAAAAGAUCAGACAGGUAUAUGGAAAACAAUAGUAGAAACAAAGAAGGAUUUGACCAAAAGAGGGGUGGAUAUUGAAAAAAGCCUUAUAAGUAAAAUUGGUAUAGGCGACAAAACUUUAUUUUGGGCAGACACGUGGUAUGGAGACAAGCCUUUAAAGGAAAAAUUCCCUCUCGUUUAUCAACUCGCAAAGGAGAAAAGAGCAAAAGUUCAGGAAAGUUACACGAGACUUAACGGUGGAGUCUUAUGGGAUUGGGCAUGGCAUAGAACACCAAGUACGGAUAAUGAAAGACAACAAAUGGAGGAAUUGCUGGGAAUACUGAAUCAAGUGAGACUAUCGGAAAAAAGCGACUAUUGGAUAUGGAACGGGGAAGAGAUUCAAGAUUUCUCGGUAAAAGCGGUAAGAAGCACUUUGUCACGAAACAUAAACUUAAAUGAAACAGCGGAUGAAUUUUUCUGGAACAAUUGGGCAACACAGAAGUGCAGUAUGUUUGUAUGGAGAGCAAUAAAAGGCAAAAUUCCGACAGCCACAAAACUAAGAGAAAGAGGAGUCCCGGUGCCGAGCGGAACGUGUAGAGUGUGUGGCAAUGAAGAAGAAACACCGGACCACGUCCUUGUUAAAUGCAAGGUAGUGGAGAACGUCUGGGAACAAGUAAACAUGUGGGUUAAAGUGCAUACGACAGUCAAACCUGACACACUUGGCGAGGUUUUCGGCCUGCUGAAUGAAUGUAACUGGACGAAGGCGAAGAAGAAAGCGGUACACGCAAUUUUCCUGUUAACAACUUGGGUGAUUUGGAAAAAUAGAAAUGAAAAAAUAUUCAGAUCAAGAGUCGGUGAGAUAUACAGAAUGAUUGAAGAGAUAAAGGAAGAAUCGUAUCAUUGGAUGAAACAAAGAACAAAGGUGCGUCUGGAAUCAUGGGAGAAUUGGCUUUACUUUUCUUGGUAA